Prorocentrum cordatum is the source of this 336-nucleotide messenger RNA. The record is from the annotation of a GenBank genome assembly. Lineage: Eukaryota; Dinophyceae; Prorocentrales; Prorocentraceae.
AUGGAUGGAGACCAUGUGGGUAGCUGCGGCGGUGCAGUCGCCCCGCCUUGCGAGCAGGCUGAGCAGGUGAAGCAUGUGAUCUCUGCUGCGGUCCCUGUGGGCUCGGACAAGGGCGACUUUGUCGGCGUGGGCGUGGAUGCCUACACCUCCAGGGUGAUAUUUUUGACGGUGCUGAUGGUCUUCUCCCUGGUGUCGAGCAGCCUUUUGUUUCGAGUUCCUCAGUGCCCGCUCUUGCACUGUAUUGAGUUCUGUCUGUCUCAGUCAUUCUCGCGCGGGCUGGUGCCUCAUGGGAUGCCUGGUCGAGCUUACCAGGGACGAGGAGGCCAGUGGUCCUGA